CCUUUAGGGACCUGGACUAGACAGCGCGUGGGUUCCUGCCCCUUUAAGAGAGGCUGUUGUGUGGGCUGGGGAAGUAAGACCUGCCUGGAAAGCCCAGCCUCCUGGUUCUGACAUUCAGCAGAAGCUGGCACCCUGCUGGAAAGGACCCAAGGGAUGGAUGGAGGCAGCUCCUCUGCCCAGCCCCAGGAGAGGGGUUCCUAGCCGGCUGCUUGGCUGAGAAAGCAGCCCCGCCAGCCCCACCUGCCAGGCAAUGGGGAAGCCAGCGCCAGCUGGGGACUGAUCUGCAGCGGGUAACGUGCACAUCCCCGGGAAGCUGCAAAUGGGAUGGGAGGCUGGUGCCUGCAGUAACCUGGCAGCCUCUUCAUUGCGCCGGUCUCUCUCUCUCCGGGUGCACGCUCAGCCCGGGCGCCGGCGUCUAGCGCUCCCUCCCCGAGCCGCGGCCACCGCAGGCAGGAGACGUCGCCCCUUUGUCUGCAAAGGCGAAGGUGAGGGCGUUUGCACCGAGACACGCCGCCCCAUGCCGGCGGCUCGGGGGCUCCAGGCAGCCGGCGGCGGCGCAGGGCGCUAGAUCCGUCGCCUCUGCAAGGACCGGGAGCAGGGCCGAGCCGGUAACGCGCUAAGAGCGGCGCCAUGGCUGAGAAGGGGAUUGACCCAACCUGCGUCUCCGUCGCUUUGGAGGACUCCGUGUGCAAUGCUGGCUCCCAGGACGCGCCUCUCCUGACCACCCACCUGAAGAAGGUGGAGAAUCACAUCACAGAGGCGCAGCGGUUCUCGCACCUGCCCAAGCGUUCGGCCGUGGACAUCGAGUUCGUUGACCUGUCCUACUCCGUCCGUGAGGGCUCCUGGUGGAGAAAGAGAGGGUACAAGACCCUCCUGAAAUGCCUGUCCGGGAAAUUCUGCCGGCGCGAGCUCAUCGGGAUAAUGGGCCCCUCGGGCGCUGGGAAAUCCACGCUCAUGAACAUCCUGGCUGGUUACAGGGAGACGGGGAUGAAGGGCCAGAUCCUGGUGAACGGCCGGCUGCGGGACCUGCGCACCUUCCGCAAGAUGUCCUGUUAUAUCAUGCAGGACGACAUGCUGCUGCCGCACCUGACCGUGCUGGAGGCCAUGAUGGUCUCUGCUAACUUGAAGCUGAAUGAGAAGCAGGAGGUGAAGAAGGAGCUGGUUCAGGAGAUCCUGACGGCGCUGGGGCUGCUGGAGUGCUCCUACACCCGCACCAUGUCGCUGUCCGGGGGGCAGCGCAAGCGCCUCGCCAUCGCCCUGGAGCUGGUCAACAACCCCCCCGUCAUGUUCUUCGAUGAGCCAACCAGUGGCCUGGACAGCGCCUCCUGCUUCCAAGUCGUCUCUCUGAUGAGGUCCCUGGCCCAGGGAGGCCGCACUAUCAUCUGCACCAUUCACCAGCCCAGUGCCAAGCUCUUCGAAAUGUUCGACAAGCUGUACAUCCUGAGCCAGGGCCAGUGCAUCUUCAAAGGGGUGGUGCCCAACCUCAUCCCCUACCUGAAAGGGCUGGGCCUGCAUUGCCCCACCUACCACAACCCGGCUGACUUCAUUAUCGAAGUGGCCUCAGGCGAGUAUGGAGACCUCAACCCAUUGCUGUUCCGUGCCGUCCAGAACGGGCUGUGCACCAUGGCCGAGAAGAAGAGCAGCCCGGAGAAGAUGGACUCCUCCUGCCCAGUCCCCUGCGUGACGGACGUGGAUCAUAUUGAGAGCCACACGUUUGCCACCAGCACCAUGACCCAGUUCUGCAUCCUCUUCAAGAGAACGUUCCUGUCCAUCAUGAGAGACACGGUCCUGACCCACCUGCGGUUCAUGUCCCACAUCUGCAUCGGGGUGCUCAUCGGGCUGCUCUACCUGCACAUCGGCAACGACGCCGGCAAGGUCUUCAACAACACCGGCUUCCUCUUCUUCUCCAUGCUUUUCCUCAUGUUCGCCGCCCUGAUGCCCACUGUCCUCACAUUCCCUCUGGAGAUGUCUGUGUUCCUGAGAGAGCACCUGAACUACUGGUACAGCCUAAAGGCCUAUUACCUGGCCAAGACCAUGGCAGACGUGCCCUUCCAGGUCAUCUGCCCCAUAGCCUACUGCAGCAUCGUGUACUGGAUGACAGGCCAGCCCCCGGAGGCCACCCGCUUCCUCCUCUUCUCCGCCCUCGCCACCUCCACCGCCCUAGUGGCACAGUCUCUGGGGCUUCUGAUCGGAGCAGCUUCCACCUCCUUGCAGGUGGCCACGUUCGUGGGACCGGUCACUGCUAUCCCCGUCCUGCUCUUCUCAGGCUUCUUCGUCAGCUUCAAGACCAUCCCCACGUACCUGCAGUGGACCUCGUAUGUCUCCUACGUCAGGUAUGGCUUCGAGGGCGUCAUCCUCACCAUCUACGCCAUGGAGCGUGAGGACCUGGAGUGCCGGGAGACUCCCUGCCCCUUCCAGAAUCCCAUCAGGAUCCUCCAGGAGCUGGAUGUGGAAGAGGCCAAACUCUACCUGGACUUCAUCAUCCUGGGCAUCUUCUUCCUCGUUCUGCGGCUACUGGCCUACCUGGUCCUCAGGUACAAGGUGAAGUCUGAGAGAUAAGGGGGCCAUCGGGGCCCGAUGCCUUUCCCAGACCUGAUCUGCCACAGCAUGGACAAUCCCAAAGGGACUCUCAGUCUCUGUGGAUGUGGGACCACAGGGGAGGCAUCGGGGAGGUGGCGACCAGUCCUGGCUCAGUCGAGAAGGUUUUUUGGGACAUCUCGGAACUGUUUUAACCUUUCCACACUCUUCAUCGCAAAUGUUUUGUACCGCCCUGGAAUGCCUCAUUCUCUCCCCUGGAGCCGCGUCAUCAGAUGGAUCUUGGAUUCCUUCUUCCACCCUGUGCCCCAAACCACCACCUCAGGACACCGAUGGAGGCAGUUGUCUUCCAAGCCAGAGAAAGAGAGAGCUGCCUGCCAAGGCUUUGCCGUUUGGGGAAAGGGGUUGCGCCGGUCUGAACCCUGUUUACCUCCCGCAAAGCACAGUUUUGUAGCGCAGUGUGUAGUGCAGUUUUUUAACUUGCCUGUGAGUCGAUGUCCAGUAGCAUGUGUAUCCAUAUUCAGAAGAAAUCAGAAGACAACAAUAGGCUACGUGGCAGAAGGCUUUCGUGUUUACCUUAGCCAUAGCAACAGCCAAUGCCAUAGCCCCUGUCUUUUUUUGUAAACUUCCCUUUUUCUUAAGGAAAAAACCAAACCAAAUGACAACUCAGCUGCACUUAGUACAGGAACAAGUGUUGCGGCUCUGGAGGGAUGCAGGUAGAUCAGGCCUCUGCAUUUAGGAUUUGGCAGGAUGUAAUAUUAGUAGAAACAUUUCAAUGAAAUUUUUUUAAAUGAUUUUUUGGGAAGUGGGAGAGUUCCCAGCCCUGCUGGGUUUGCCACCCAGGGCCCUGCCGUGUUGGACUACUGCAUGAGACCCAGGGAAUGAUGACGCAAACCGGGCUAGCCAUGAGUUGAAAGUGACCCGUUUCAUAGAAUCAUAGAAUAUCAGGGAUAGAAGGGACCUCAGGAGGUCAUCUAGUCCAACCCCCUGCUCAAAGCAGGACCAAUCCCCAGACAGUUUUUUACUCCAGUUCCCUAAAUGGCCCCCUUUCCUUGGGAGCUGAGUAAAUGGUGGAAAGGUAAGGGACAGAUUCUCCAUUCUCUUACGCUGGUGUGAAUGGGAAGCAGCUGCCCUGAAGCCAGCGGAGUUAGGUUGGGUUGAGAGAAGAAUCUAGCCCAGUGAUUGACCUCAGUGGAGUUGCUGAUCCAAUGUGAAAUCAGAAUCAGUCCCUAGGGGCCCAAUGCUGCAGAUCACUUGGAUCUGAUUCUCCCAGUUAACCUGCACUUUGCAUUGUCACUUACACCGGCACACAAAUCCUGCCGAAUCAGAGCGGAAGUGUUUUACCCUUGCUUUGCACAAGUGUAAAAUGAUAACACAACAUGCAGGGCAUUAACGAACCAGCCCCAUUGAGAUUAGCAGGAUGUGGCCCUGAGCGGCAUGAAAGGUGAAGAGUAAAGGACCUCUCCUUUGUGUUUAAUAACCCCCAGUCUUGUUACAAUGCAGGGAGGGACAUUUUCAUGUGUGGCUGACAAUGGGACAAUGCCCCUUUUACAGUUUGGCCUUGCAGCUGAAGCCCUGAAUAGCUGUAGACAAUCAAAUUUCAAAACCUCCCCGAGCUCCCUAAUCAGUAGCAGAAAACAGGCACAGAAUUAAAAAUCCCCAGUGCGUUUGUGUUCAGCCUGAAACCGUGUUUACCGUGUGUAGCACGUU
Chrysemys picta bellii (western painted turtle) is the source of this 4245-nucleotide messenger RNA. It is a transcript of the gene ABCG4, whose product is annotated as ATP binding cassette subfamily G member 4. Gene Ontology annotation, biological process: transmembrane transport; cholesterol homeostasis; cholesterol efflux. Gene Ontology annotation, molecular function: ABC-type sterol transporter activity; ATP hydrolysis activity; ATP binding. NCBI's taxonomy places the organism in Eukaryota, Metazoa, Chordata, Testudines, Emydidae. Gene Ontology annotation, cellular component: membrane. The record is from RefSeq and is a predicted model, not a curated record.